CAGGUUCGGUUUCUUGGUGGUGUACGUACAGCAGACACUCGGUAGCCAUGUUUCGUGCCCUGAUCGUUCUGGCUAUGGCCAGCAGCGCUUUCGCUGGCUACGUCGGUGGCUUCGCCCCCGGCAGCUACGCCGUGGCAGCCCACGCCGCUCCAGCAGUGACCACGGUCCACCACGCCCCCGCAGUCGCCACCGUUCAUGCCGCUCCUGCAGUCACUACCGUGCACGCUGCGCCAUCCGUCUCCACAGUCUCUAGGUUCCAGACGUACCACGCACCAGCCGUCGCAGCCGUAGCUCCAGCAGUCACGACCUACCACGCUCCCGCCCGUGUGGUCUCUGUCGCCCCCGCUAGGGUCACUGCCUACCGUGCUGCCCCGGCCCUCUUCGCAGCACCCGCUCCAGUGGCUGUGGCCGCACCCGCCGUGACCCGAGUGCACACCUAUCACGCUGCACCAGCCGUAGUCGCUGCCCCAGCCGUCACCAGGGUGGCGUACGCUGCUCCCGCAGUGACAUACGCCGCACCGGCUGUCGCUAGGGUCGCCUACCACGCUGCUCCCGCCGUCACUACCGUCCACGCUGCUCCCGCCGUCGCCACUGUCCACGCAGCGCCAGCCGUCGCCGUAGCUCCAGCCGUUACUAGGGUCGCUGCAUACCACGCGACUCCCGCUGUGGUGGCUCACGCACCAGCCGUGGCCACCGUCCAUGCUCCUGCCGCCGCCGUUACUCGUGUCGACACGGUGCACCACGUGUCACCAGCUGUCGCGACGGUGGCCGCUGCACCCGCUGUUGCUCAUUACGGCGUAGGAUAUGGGCUCCUUCCCACGUAUGGUCUCAACUACAAGUAUGGCCUCGCUGGUGUCAACUAUGCCACCCUUCUGCACAAGAAGAAAUAAACAACAGCGAAGUCAGAGCUAAUAUGACAUCGUACCGAGAGCAACUGUCAUAGCCGUCAUCUCUUAUACUCUGUACAGUUAUGCAAUAAAUAUGUUUCUCCAAAAGUUGGA
This is a messenger RNA of Rhipicephalus microplus (southern cattle tick), 1001 nucleotides long. RefSeq lists its product as uncharacterized. Lineage: Eukaryota; Metazoa; Arthropoda; Arachnida; Ixodida; Ixodidae. The record is from RefSeq and is a predicted model, not a curated record.